Physcomitrium patens is the source of this 1865-nucleotide messenger RNA. RefSeq lists its product as uncharacterized. Gene Ontology annotation, molecular function: oxidoreductase activity, acting on the CH-OH group of donors, NAD or NADP as acceptor. NCBI's taxonomy places the organism in Eukaryota, Viridiplantae, Streptophyta, Bryopsida, Funariales, Funariaceae. The record is from RefSeq and is a predicted model, not a curated record.
AAGCAGGGCAGGGAAGGGUUAAGCAGAUGCUCUCGGGCAUUGUCCCAUUCUGCGUCUCUUCUAACUCCUGCGUAGACCUAAGCCAGCAGCAGCCAUGCCAUGCCAGCCUUGCUGCUAGCAUCCGCAUCUGGAACGUGUCUCGUCGUCACUGCUGCUGCUGCUGUUCGGACGAAGGGGCGGGCCUCCUCCUCCUUCUCUUCCCCCUCCUCGCACUAGCUCGCUUGCCGCUCUUGCAUCUCGGCUGCUGUUGCAUUGCGGGACGUCGGUUCGCUGCACUUCUAGGGAGAAUUGGAGGUGAGAAGGUGCGGGGGUGCCAUCUAGGACGGCAGCCAUGGCAAUGAUCGGGCGCGUCGUUGGCCGUGCUGUGCCCAGCGCCCUCUUCCGCCGAGGUGGCCUUGAUUGGACUCGCAGCUUUGGAUCCUCGGGGGAUGACUCCACACCUGAAGCGCCCUCCCCCAUUCCGCAGCACUUUGGCCCUGGGAAACUUGUGGGGAAAACUGCUCUCAUUACAGGAGCGGGAAGUGGAAUUGGACGACAUGCCGCGCUUUUGUUCGCACAGGAAGGAGCUUCUGUCGUUGUGGCUGAUCGUAACCUGGCAGCUGCUUGCCGCACUGUUGAUGCUAUGCAUGAGCUCAAUGGUCAAGGUGUUGCAGUAGGCGGUGAUGUUUCCGUCGCUGAUGAUGUAGCAGCAAUGGUUGCUAAAGCAGAGAAGGUUUAUGGCGGCCUCCACAUCAUCUUCAAUAAUGCCGGUAUUAUGGAUUCAGGGGAUGACAAUGUCAUCAACACACCUGAUGAUGUCAUAGACCGGACUUUGGCAAUUAAUGUCAAGGGAGUGAUUUAUGGAUGCAGGUACGGCAUCCCCGCAAUUAUCAGAUCUGGGGGAGGUUCAGUGAUAAAUACAGCAUCUUUUGUAGCAUUUUUGGGGGCAGCAACCCCUCAAAUUGCAUAUACAGCAAGUAAAGGAGCGGUACUCGCUCUCACACGUGAACUGGCUGUAAUACAUGCGAGAGAAGGAGUACGAGUCAAUUCUCUUUGUCCAGGCCCCUUGAGAACAGAGCUUUUGAUGAAGUUUUUGGAUACCGAAGAUAAAAAACAGAGGCGACUUGUUCAUAUUCCCAUGGGUCGCUUCGGAGAGGCAUCAGAGAUGGCUAAGGCAGCGCUCUUCCUAGCAUCUGGUGAUAGCUCAUAUAUGACCGGCGCAAGCCUGCUUGUGGAUGGUGGGAUAACAUCUGCGUAUGUGACACCUGAAUGAGGCGACUAUGAAGUAAUUCUGAAAAGUACAAACAUCCAAGACUUCAGCUUACAUUUUCGAGGCGAGUGUAAGAAACUCUACAAAUGCUCGACUAGUCGCUGGUACUGUCAGUCGUUUUUCAAUUGCAAUAUCGUACCUAAUGCAAUGUAGAAUGCAUUCGGACUGAAGUUCACUACGUUCAACCAGCAGUAGCAAAAUCAGGGGACCGAAAGCGUGACGAGAGAAAAAAAAUAAAAAUAUGAAGUCUGUAGUGCCUCUUGUGUGAUAUCCGUGAGGUUUAUGAUGAAAGUCUACUAACAUUAGCUCUUUAGAGUUGACACACUGCGUCGGGGAGGGGCAUUUGAAUAAGUGAGCGAAGGCUAGAAAGCUCUGCCCACUUCGAUGUGAUUGGCGUUAGUCCAAUGGUUUCAUGGAACAGCAUUCAGCUAUAGGCGUUAGAAAAUCAAAAUUCCUUUGUUUGAAGAUGCUCUUUCAAACGUGAUGAGUUUCAACUUGGCCUUUUUGGUAACAAGUGAUACAAAUUACGACGGAAGGGUUCUUAUACACAACCACAUCCACUUGGUGUUAUUGACCAUAGAUAGAAAUUUACUUUUUCAGAUUCAUCUUCAUGGCA